Messenger RNA from Corticium candelabrum, 1691 nucleotides. RefSeq lists its product as uncharacterized. The transcript has a single exon. Bases 262 to 1413 code for a protein of 383 amino acids. NCBI's taxonomy places the organism in Eukaryota, Metazoa, Porifera, Homoscleromorpha, Homosclerophorida, Plakinidae. Gene Ontology annotation, biological process: modification-dependent protein catabolic process; protein ubiquitination. Gene Ontology annotation, molecular function: ubiquitin protein ligase binding; protein tag activity. The record is from RefSeq and is a predicted model, not a curated record. Gene Ontology annotation, cellular component: cytoplasm; nucleus.
GAUUCGCUUUGCGCAUACGCGAGACGCAAUGAUGCAGCCCUGUGUCAAGACUUUCUAGAAGUAGAUGCCAACGACACCAUCGAAGGCCAAAUCUAAGACGAAGAAGGAGGCCCUGUUCACCUCACCCACCGACAACGUUCUAUCAUCACUGAGAAAUAUUAUACAGCCUAGACGGCCGUAAACACAUUCCUAACGACUGCAAGUCAAGAUAUACAGAAAAAACAAUUCACACUCCAUUUUCCUCUCUGAUUGUUUGACGGUAUGUUGGUCUUUAUCAAAACACUCACUGGCAGGACAAUCACUCUUGAAGUUGAGACAAGCGAUACCAUUGAAAACGUGAAAGCCAGAAUUCAAGACAAAGAGGGAAUACCUUUUGAUAGGCAGCGGCUCAUCUUUGCCGGCAAAGAGAUCGCCGACGACCAAAUACUGAGGGACCACAAUGUCCAGAGGGAAUCCACUCUUCAUUUGAUAUUGAGGCUGAAAGACGGCAUACCGAUAGUUAUUAAGACACUCACUGGCAAGACAAUCGCACUUGAAGUGGAGAAGAACGAUACCAUUGAAUGCUUGAAAUCGGAAGUUCAAGAGAAAGAGGGGAUACCUCGUGAUCAGCAGAAGUUCAUGUAUGCUGGCAGAGAGCUCGAAGAUGGCCAAACUUUUAGAGACUGCAAUAUUCGAAACGAAUCCACUCUUCAUUUGAUGGUGCGACUAAGCGAUGAUAUAGAUAUAUUUAUUAAGACACUCACGGGCAAGACCAUCACACUUCGAGUGUCGAUGAGUGAUACUAUUGAAAACGUGAAAGAAAAAAUUCAAGACAAAGAGGGGAUACCUUGUGAUCACCAGCAGCUUGUCUUCGCUGGCAAACAGCUUGAAGGCUACCAGACUCUUCAGUACUAUAAUAUUCAGAAGGACUCUGCCAUUCACUUGAUAGUACGGCUGAAGGAUGGCCAUGCAAUGCACGUAUUGAUCAAGAUGCCCAUUGGCAGGACACUCGCACUUACAGUUGAGAGGAGUGAUACUAUUGAAAAUGUAAAAGUGAAAAUUCAGAACAAAGAGGGAAUACCUCUUGAACAGCAGUGCCUCACCUUUGACGGUAGAGAGCUUGAAAACGACCAAACCCUCCGGUACUAUAAUAUCGAGAAGGGAUCCACUCUUAGUUUGAGAUUGCGGCGGAGAGAAACCAUGCAGCUCUUUGUCAAGUUGAUGAAUGGGAAGACUAUUGCAGUGGAAGUCGAAGCGAAUGACGUAAUUGAAAACGUUAAGGCUAAGAUUCAGGGCAUGGAGGGUUUUCCCUCAGGUCAGCAGCGCCUCAUGUUUGCUGGUAGGCAACUGGAAAAUGGACGAACUCUCAGUGAUUACAACGUUUAUGCAGAAUCGACUCUUCACUUGGUACUUCAUUGUAGGGGAGAACAGUGAAAUCAUGAAACUUUGUUGUAAACUAGCAGAACUGAAGUGACUUGACGUUAGUACUUGUGUGGCUAUAUGAGUUUCCCAAAGUUGUGGAUAGACAAUAUCAUGACAGGCGCUACUGUGUGACACUCCCUUUUUUGCUGUCAGUGGCACAGAUAGUCAAAUAUAUGGCUUGCUUUGUAUAUUAUAUGAUUAAUCUGGUGUACAGGACUACAACUUUGACUUUAGUUAAUCGAUAUGGGAAAUUGUUUUAUUAAUCAAUUAGACUUUGUUUGAAUCUGCAA